AUGGGUCGCCUCUCUCGAUCCAACACCGUGGGACACGGCUUCGGUAUCCUCGAGGACCCCUCUGGUCCCGGCCAUCGUGCUUCAUCCGACGCAAACGGCGCUCACAUCUCCAACGACGUUGCUGCACUUGAAGAUUGUGACACUCAUAGUCACCAAAAAACGCCAGAAUUCAUCGACGCUUUAACCGACAAACUCAAGGAACUACAUAUUUACAGUCCUAAAAAGAACCGUGCCGACAGAUCACUGCUACAACCUGCACGACGACGCCGCUUGACUCGAUCCUCUAUUGACACCAAGAUCUUCCCAACCCUUCAACACAUUAGGGAGGAAGUUGCAAUCUGUGACGGAAACUCGACUGUGACUAGCCCUACGCAAGGACCAGUCCUUGCCAACUUGCCUCAAGACACCAAACAAGACGAGGGUAUCCCACCAUCAACUGAAACACGUGCUGCCGUACCUACUCCCCCUCGCCAGACGUCGGACUCAUUCGAAGCCAACGGGUCCAAGUUCUUCUCUGAAGUCCUACACGCAAUUGGCCUCGAACAGCAACAUCUAGAUCCUGAUUUUGACAUACAGAAGUCCAUCGCACGGCACAGGGCAGGUCAGUAUGACUGCGUACUUUCGAUUCCGAACCCAGGCGGCCCGGCUAGGCGCAACAAUGCGCCCAGCAAACGAGCAGACACCACGCUCGACUACGGCUGCAACGUCUUAGUCCACGCCGACCGCACUGAGGAAAGUUUUUGCAGCCAGCGCAAACCGGCUAACGCCUUCAAACUUCUAGCAACACCUCUGAUAUUUGACGAAGCAUCUCGGAGUGCGUCAUAUUCAUCUUCAAAAAGCGACGACAACAUGGCUGUUGCAGAACCACUUGUUCGGCUUGCCUCUCCAGCGCCUGCUGGAUACGAAAACACCAUGACGAAGUCUGCCAUCAAUGUAUCCGUCGUUGAACAGACUCACUCCAAGGAGUCGUCUUUAGACUACGUAGACCAUCCAAAGGACAGAGUCGUUUCCUUCUCGUCUACGGACGAGAGCAGUGUCCCGACGGAAGAUGUUCCCCGCACUCCAUCGAGGUCGACCUCGACUAGCUCGCGAUCUCGAAUUGAGGACUCAGUAGAAGCCAUCGAUAAACUCGAGGAGGAAUUGGAGGCUAUCAACACGCGCUUGGCGACACCAAGCAAGUCGCGACGGAUUCAAUCUCUGACGGACGAAUCUACUACGACAGCUUCCACAAACGAAUCAGUCACCAAGCGAUCUGCCUCAACAUUGAAGCGCACUCAAUCUGUCGGCGCUGCUGCCAACGCGUCGUCCCAGGUACGCGCAAACCAGAGAAAGUCGGUCAACUUUGACAACGACACCCAAAAAGGAUCGCCUAUGCAGGCACCUGCGAGAAGGCAUGUGGCUCGUCCAACCAGCCUUCUGCCGCCCAAGCCGCCUGCUAAGUCCACAAGGGCUCCUACAAAGCCCUCGUUUGAGCUGCCAGGCGAGGCUACCGCUCGCGAUAUCAAGGCGAGGCGCGACGCUCGCCUGGCUCAACAGGCCCAGGAGAAGGCCGCUGCGGCAGUGCCCCAGCGAACCAGAUCUCUCAAAGCGCCGACGAAGCCCAAUUUUGAGCUACCCGGCGAGAAAAUCUCAAGGCGCAAGAGGGAGGAACGAGAAGCCCGUCUCAAACAACAAGAAGAGGAUGAGCGGAAGCGUCGCGAGUUCAAGGCGAGUCCUAUCAAGGCGAGGCUUGGGAUCGCUGCGCAACCUCGAGAAACCGUGGCUAGUCGAGCUCGCCAGAACAAGGGAUCUGAGGCCAACGACAUGGAAAGCCCGUCGAAGCGCUCGUCGAUUAUGGGCACUCCUCGUACACUUGCGAGAUCAGGUUCGACAAGGUCACCGCAGAUUCGCGGCAGAGGUAUCUCACAAGCCGGUACAGAGACUCAGUGUCGCGCUACGUCUACAUCUACCGGCAGUAUGAGCGGCAAGCGAAGUGCGCUGUCUGUUGAGGAAAUGGAGCAGCAAAAGGUCAAGGGUCGUGAGGUCUUCCACCGUGACAACUCUUAUACCGAAGACAAGGAGCGGGAGCGCCGCGAACGUGAGUGGAAUGCGAAGAUGGCCCGUGAGCAAGCCGCGGAACGCUCUAGGCAAGCGAGCCGAGAGUGGCGUGAAAAGCAACAACGCAGCAAGCUCGCUAUUCAGGCUGCCGCGGCAGGCCAGGCGGCAUGA
This is a messenger RNA of Colletotrichum godetiae, 2208 nucleotides long. RefSeq lists its product as uncharacterized. The transcript has 2 exons. NCBI's taxonomy places the organism in Eukaryota, Fungi, Ascomycota, Sordariomycetes, Glomerellales, Glomerellaceae. Bases 1 to 2208 code for a protein of 735 amino acids. The record is from RefSeq and is a predicted model, not a curated record.